Messenger RNA from Schistosoma turkestanicum, 2696 nucleotides. Lineage: Eukaryota; Metazoa; Platyhelminthes; Trematoda; Strigeidida; Schistosomatidae. The record is from the annotation of a GenBank genome assembly.
CUGAAACGCGCUCUGACUGACUUUGCGCUACCGUAGUGAUGAAUACAGUCCAUUUAGUAGUUUGGGUGGUUGUCUUUCUGUUUGAACCUCUUGACAGUCGAAAACACAUUUUAAAUCUUAAGAACGAUGGUCGUAAGUCAGUCUUAUGCAGUCAAUUCGGGUUUGCGAAGGAUUCAUUUCUCUCCGUUUUCAUACAGAAACUUGAAGGCGAUUUGCAACAUAUAACGUUUACUCUGGAUAAGGCUGGGGAUUCUGGAGUAACAUCUCUUGUUGAAUCCAAGUCAAAUUCUUGUUUUUGGGACAAGUCAUUUAAAUUUGUUUAUCUAUCAUUUGAUAAAUCAUCCAAGUCAAUAGUGGUACAUAAUAAUGAUCCAAAUUAUAAAGGUCUGAUCUUUGAAGCCGCUUCUUUAGAAAUGGAAGAGGAUGGUCAACCUGCUAUUAGACCCAUUGGUUUGAUCGACAAUAUUCACUACGCUCUUACCUGUUUACGGUUGGUUACUGACCAAAACCUCUCGUUGGCUAAAGCAAUAAAUGCUAUAAUAUUAUCUGAACCAAAACUUUUAGAAAAAGUCAAAUUUAUGAAUGUGUUGGCACUACAUCGACAACAGUAUCUUGUCUAUCGACUUUUAUAUGAAGUUGCAAAAUACCAGAAAAAUAUCAAGGAUGAUGAGCUAAAUUUCCAAGUCUCUAAAAUUGAAAAUCCUGUUGAAAUAAGUGAUAAUGAAAAUCUACAAAAGAUUUUUGGAAUUAUUUUAUCCCAAAUUACUCCUUUUGGUUCACUACUGUGGAUUCCGUACGAAGUGAAAGACAAUGUAAUCAGUGCGAAUUUUACAGUUCGUUUCUUGAAUACAUCUGAAGAAGGCUUAUAUCAUCUAUACUUUCAUAAUUGUGCUGAAUUGAAUGUUGAAUCUGGUAAACGUCAUUCAGUUAACUUAACAUUAAAAAUGGUCGAGAAGAAUGUAAACAGCUAUUUAUCCUCUGGUCAACAACCAUUACCUAUGCUUUAUAUCAUUUCUUGUUUGUCUUAUUUAUUCCUUGGUAUUUUCUGGUUUGUUUAUCUUCAAAAAUCAAAAAAUUCAGUUUAUCGAAUACAUUAUCUCAUGUUAGCAGUGACUAUAGUGAAAUCAAUUUCACUUGGUUUUCAUAGUAUAAAUUAUUAUGUGAUUGGGAAACAUGGUGCUCAUGAAGAAAGUUGGGCUGUUAUGUAUUAUAUUACUCAUAUUAUUCGAGGUGCACUCCUAUUUAUUGCCAUAUUACUAAUUGGUGCUGGUUGGGCUUUUAUCAAACAUAUGUUGACACCACGUGAGCGUAAUGUAUUCCUUAUUGUAGUGCCUCUUCAAAUUUUAGCUAAUAUUGCUACUAUUAUCAUUGAAGAAUCUGAAGCUGGUGCAGCACGUUAUGCUACAUGGAAAGAGAUUUUUAUUUUUGUUGAUUUAGCAUGUUGUGGAGCAAUUUUAUUCCCUGUAGUCUGGUCUAUUAAACUUUUAAAAGCAGCUUCACAAACAGAUGGUAAAGCAGCUAUAAAUUUGCGUAAUCUACGAUUAUUUCGUCAUUUCUACAUUCUGGUUAUUUGUUAUGUGUAUUUCACACGUGUCAUUGUCUACUUGAUGACAAUUACUGUUGUUUAUUCUUAUUCAUGGCUUGUGGAGUUAUUCAAAGAAGCGGUGACUUUCAUUUUCUUUAUAUGCGUUGGUUAUGAAUUUCGUCCAGUUAGUGAUAAUCCUUAUUUACUUGUUUCUGAUGAUGAUAAUGAUGAAGAUACUGUGAUGGAACGUAUGCAAAUGGAAGAUAUAUGGUCUCAGUCUGGUUUAACCGAUGGAGUAACUCGUGUACAACGAUCACAGUCAAAACGUAAAACAAACAUUGCUAUGAAAACUUAUCCAAAAACUCAAGAUAAAGAAUCAUUAUUACAAGGAAUGGAAAAUGCAUAGUUUUUUUUAAUAAUUCUAAAUAUAAGUUGUUAAGUGCUUUCCCCCUUACUUUUCUCCAACAAUUUUUCAAUUUAUGCUGUAAAUCAGACUAAAAGAACAGAACACACACACACACACAAAAAAACAAACAAACAAACAUUGUCUGUGUAUAUCUAUCAUCAUUAAUAAUAACUUUCUACCAAUUGUGUAGACUAUGUAUAAUAAUUAUUGCAAAGUAUAAAUGCCCGCGUAUAAAGUGAAUUAAUUCAUCCUAUUCUCUAACAAGAAAAAAAAAGAAAACAAAACAUUUCCAAUUUCAUUUUACCUACUGCACAUUUUGUUUUCUCUUAUACAGAUAUUUUGUAUACAAUACAUUGAUUGUUUUUCUUAUACAAUUAAUUACGUUUGUGUGUAUUUGGGGCCUCCUCCUUGUUCUUCUUCUUCUUUUUCUGUUUUCUCUUCAAUGACAUUUAUCACUUCAAAAAACAAACUUGUUUAGAGAGAAAAUAAACAUUUAUCUAUCUUGUGAUGUACUACUACUACUACUACUACUACUACUACUACUACCAAUAAACCACACACAAUGCACAUAAGCAUUAAUAUCAUUAUAUAUAUAUAUAUAUAUAUUUAUAUAUAUUAAAUGAAUGAAUUGAAAAUGUUUCCCUCUUCUUAAUCAAUUUUGAAUAAUAAAUAUGCCAUAAUAGAAAUAACAAUCAAAAAAAAAAAAAAAAAGUAAAUUGUUUUCAAUCGAAAUGAUUAGUUUUUAUCUUAAUUUACCAUGGGCAC